AUGAUCUUAGGAGAGAAAAUUAGUGGUGGUUCAUCGUGGAGUAGGGAUGAUGACAUCGCUUUUGAGAGAGCUCUUGCAAUUUAUACCGAUGAAACUGAGAAUCGUUGGGGAAAGAUUGCCGAAGUUGUUCCAGGAAAAACUUUGGAACAAAUUAUGAAGCACUACGAGGAUUUAGUUCACGAUGUUACUAGGAUUGAAUCUGGUCAUGUACCUCUUCCUGAUUAUGGGCAAGGAAGUAAGAAACUAAAGCAAAAACGACGAAGGGGGAUUGCUUGGACAGCGAAUGAACACAGGCUAUUUCUUAUUGGCUUGGACAAAUAUGGUAAAGGUGAUUGGCGUAGCAUUUCUCGUCACUUUGUAGUGUCAAGAACAUCAACUCAAGUUGCAAGUCAUGCUCAAAAAUACUUCGCACGUCUUGCCUCCAAGAAGAAAAACAAAAAGAGAAGAAGCAUCCUCGACGACAACCUCAUCGCUAAUGAAAGCAUAAACACCUCGAUUGGACAAGGACAAAUCACAUGGCAAAACAUUCAAGCAACUAAUCAGCCCAAUCCGCAACCAUCACUAGACUUUGCUCCAUAUGGCGCCACACCCAACAUAUGGAACACACAAACCAUUUCACAACCUUCACUAGAUCACCGUCUGAUGUAUGGCAAUGGCGCACCCACCUUAUGGAACACAAGAGCCACUCCACAAACAUCAUCACUAUACGACAUGCCCACUAUUGGGCAAUCGAUGGUUGGACCAAUGGUCUUACCUUUUGGAACUGACAUGAACAGUUUGGCUCCACCCAGCAUGGCUUAUGGAGUUCAAAAUCAGCCAGUCGCUUACUUCCCGGUUGGUCCUAGUGCACCUAUGAACAUGAGUUCCAUUCCGUACAACAUGACCUAUUUACCUUAUUCUCGUUAG
Microthlaspi erraticum is the source of this 906-nucleotide messenger RNA. Lineage: Eukaryota; Viridiplantae; Streptophyta; Magnoliopsida; Brassicales; Brassicaceae. The record is from the annotation of a GenBank genome assembly.